Zophobas morio is the source of this 751-nucleotide messenger RNA. RefSeq lists its product as uncharacterized. The record is from RefSeq and is a predicted model, not a curated record. Bases 124 to 684 code for a protein of 186 amino acids. NCBI's taxonomy places the organism in Eukaryota, Metazoa, Arthropoda, Insecta, Coleoptera, Tenebrionidae. Gene Ontology annotation, molecular function: nucleic acid binding. The transcript is spliced from 2 exons.
CAUGUGUUUCACCGACUGUUACAUCGAGCAAGAGAAGAUGGAUCUUUUCAACCUAGUCGGAAAGGCCGUGCUGGGGCUCCACGGAAUGUACGUGUAGGUGCUGAAGAGCAAGUGUUAGAAAACAUGGAAGCGGAUCCUAGGAGAAGUGUCCUCUACUUAGCGCAAAUGAGCGGAUGCUCAAGAUCGACCACUCAUCGUAUCCUUCAAGAGAGAAGACUGCAUCCUUACCAUUACACGAGAGUGCAGCAUCUGCGACCAACCGACUACCCGCGACGAGUACAUUUUGCUCAAUGGUUACUGCGACAAAAUGAACUAAAUCCUGAUUUUACACGGCGCAUUCUUUUCACCGACGAAUGUUCAUUUUCCCGAGAAGGAAUGUUUAAUGCACACAAUUGGCAUUUCUGGGCACACGAAAAUCCACAUCUCACUAGGGUGAGAGCAUAUCAGGAGCGAUUUACUAUUAAUCUAUGGGCUGGAAUCAUUGGUACUACUGUGGUGGGGCCGUUUGUGUUACCUGAUCGCCUUAAUGGGGAUGCAUAUGCUAAUUUUCUACGACUAGAGCUUCCGGCAUUGUUGGAAAACGUUCCUUUGAAUGUACGGCGGAAUAUGUGGUUUCAGCACGACGGCGCUCCUCCACAUAAUUCGAUACUUGUACGACGAACAUUGAAAAGAGUAUCGUCAUAGGUGGAUUGGGCGUGGCAGUACUAACAUCUGGCCUCCUAGAUCUCCAGACCUUUCUGCUUUGGACUUU